CAGAAAUGGCGGCGUUCACUCUUGCAGCUAGUGGUGACCACUGGUUCUCGGCUUUGGCUCUCGGGGUGACUCUCCUCAAAUGCCUCCUCAUCCCCACCUAAUUUAUUUUAUUUGUGUGUUUGCAUGCCCCAUGUGUGAGGCUCCGUUUGAGGCCAGAAGAGGGAGUUAUAGGAUGUUGUGAGCAGCCCAGUGUGGAUCCUGUAUAAGAGCAACAAGUCCUUGUAGCUUCUGAGCCAUCUCUCCAGACCAAGAGUUCAUUGUCUAGUGAUACCAUAACUUUACUAGUUCCUCCAUUCCACGGAUUUUGAAGUACACCGAAAUUGGCUUGCUAUUACUCACAGUUUGCCAAUAUCUCAGUGGUAUUAUGAGGCAACUUCAGAGUGGACCUUGGAUUAUCCCCCCUUUUUUGCAUGGUUUGAAUACGCCCUAUCACAUAUUGCCAAAUACUUUGAUCAAGAGAUGCUUAAUAUCCAUAACCUGAACUACUUCAGCUCAAGAACAUUGCUUUUCCAGAGGUUUUCUGUCAUCUUGACCGAUGCACUCUUCUUUUACGCUGUUCAUGAGUGCUGUAAAUGCAUUGAUGGAAAAAAAACAAGCAAAGAACUUACAGAGAAGCCAAAGUUUAUUCUGUCUGUGCUACUGUUGUGGAACUUUGGGUUGUUAAUUGUAGACCAUAUUCAUUUCCAGUACAAUGGCUUUUUAUCUGGAUUAAUGCUGCUCUCCAUUGCACGGUUAUUUCAGAAAAGGCAUAUGGAAGGGGCAUUUCUCUUUGCUGUCCUCCUGCAUUUCAAGCACAUCUACCUCUAUGUAGCACCAGCCUAUGGUAUCUAUCUGCUGCGAUCUUACUGUUUCACUGCAAGCAAACCAGAUGGCACUGUCCGAUGGGACAGCUUCAGCUUUGUCCGUGUUAUUUCCCUGGGCCUGAUUGUUUUCCUAGUUUCUGCUCUUUCGUUGGGCCCUUUCAUAGCCUUGAACCAGAUGCCACAAGUCUUUUCCCGACUCUUUCCUUUCAAGAGGGGUCUUUGCCAUGCCUACUGGGCUCCAAACUUCUGGGCUUUGUACAAUGCUUUGGACAAAGCACUGUCUGUCAUUGGUUUGGAAUUGAAAUUUCUUGAUCCCAACCAGAUUCCCAGGGCCUCCAUGACAAGUGGUUUGGUUCAGCAGUUCCAGCAUACGGUCCUUCCCUCAGUUUCCCCUUUGGCAACCCUCAUCUGUACACUGAUAGCCAUACUGCCCUCUGUUUUCUGUCUUUGGUUUAAACCCCAAGGGCCCAGAGGCUUUCUCCGAUGCCUGGUUCUUUGUGCCUUGAGUUCCUUCAUGUUUGGGUGGCAUGUCCAUGAAAAAGCCAUACUCCUUGCAAUUCUCCCAAUGAGCAUUUUGUCUGUGGAAAAAGCAGGAGAUGCAACAAUUUUUCUGAUUCUGACCACGACAGGACAUUACUCCCUCUUCCCUCUGCUCUUCACUGCCCCAGAACUUCCCAUUAAAAUCUUACUCAUGUUACUGUUCACUGUUUAUAGUAUCUCUUCUCUGAAGACACUAUUCAGAAAAGAAAAACCUCUUUUUAACUGGAUGGAAACGGUCUACCUCCUCGGCCUGGGGCCUCUGGAAGUCUGCUGUGAAUUCAUAUUUCCCCUUACCUCCUGGAAGCUGAAGUACCCCUUCAUUCCUUUGUUGCUGACCUCCGUGUAUUGUGCAGUGGGCAUCACAUAUGCCUGGGCCAGGCUGUAUGUUUCAGUGUUGACUGGCUGUUUUGUCAGCAAGACAAAGAAGCAAUGAAUAAAGAAGCGUUUGGAUGAAAGCCAAGCAAUUACUUCAUGGGCUAUUAAUCAGAACUUGAAGAAAGUUGCCAGUAGCAGGAUCUAUUUAUUUAGUAGAUCUGUUUACGGACCAUUCUUCUACACUUGGCCUUGCCCUGCCUAGCAACCUGAUUGUUUCCAUGGUGAGAAGCCACUUGCCCUCUCUAAGCAGCAAAACACAUUUGAGAAAGCUCUUGCUUUCCUGUUAAAACAGUCUGCUGUGCCCACUGAAGGUGAACCAGGAGGUGAUUAACAGCAUAAUUUUCUGUAGCUGGUACUUACCAUUGUUAGGAUGUAAUGUAUAAUUAGAUUCUAUACCUAAAGAAUUAUAAAUAAAAUGCCAUUUUAUAUUUAUGUAUAAAAUAUCAAAAUGUUUUGGGUCAUUACUAACUCUUAUAUUUAUUUUCCUGUUUCCACAUGGGCAGAUGGUGUAUUGUCUCUGUUCUGUACACCUUGUUCCAGGAGUGUUGUUCGAAUUGAAGUGAUACAGUGAUAACACUCAACAAGCCAGGAGAUAUUUAAUGUAAUGCUUUGGCAAAGCCACAGAGACAGACCACAAUAAGAACCUCUAGUCAUUUCUCUCACAGCAAGCCCUGCAGUUUGGAGGAUACCGUGUAACCCAACCCUUCCUCUUGUGAACACAGAAGUCUUCAUUUAUUGUUUUUUUAA
Molecule: messenger RNA, 2465 nt
Organism: Cricetulus griseus (Chinese hamster)
Lineage: Eukaryota; Metazoa; Chordata; Mammalia; Rodentia; Cricetidae
Source: RefSeq, a predicted model, not a curated record